AUGGACUUUCAUCCCACCAGAAUAGUCAUUUACGCUUGUGUUACCGAUAUAGAUGGUUUUCCCCAACGGCGCCAUGUCAAAAUUGGGAACGAGUUCUGUGAAAGUAUCUUAAACCGUGCAUUCAAUUCUACCCUUCACCCGGCGGGCUACGACCACAUCCAUAUUCCUGCUGACUUUGACUCACUGGAACCUCUCAAAAGAUGGUUUAUUCUUGAUUUGGUUGUCACCGAGCCACUCAGCCAGGAGGAUGUUUUGCACCUUCCUCAUCAGGUAUACCUUGCAAGCCAACGAAGUGGCAAACUAUCCUUCAUUCCUCGCGAUCGAUGGACUGAAAAAGCAAAGGAGAGGGCUGCUUCGUAUACUUGGGGGGGUAAAGCGGAGCAGAAGAUUGUUAAAAGCAUGCAGACAGUGAUCAAUAAUGAGACGGAAUAA
Molecule: messenger RNA, 432 nt
Organism: Penicillium robsamsonii
Lineage: Eukaryota; Fungi; Ascomycota; Eurotiomycetes; Eurotiales; Aspergillaceae
Exons: 2
Coding region: 1-432 (143 amino acids)
Source: RefSeq, a predicted model, not a curated record